Messenger RNA from Cheilinus undulatus (humphead wrasse), 1751 nucleotides. It is a transcript of the gene gltpa, whose product is annotated as glycolipid transfer protein a. Gene Ontology annotation, molecular function: ceramide 1-phosphate binding; ceramide 1-phosphate transfer activity. The coding region runs from base 169 to 798 and encodes 209 amino acids. The record is from RefSeq and is a predicted model, not a curated record. The transcript is spliced from 6 exons. Gene Ontology annotation, biological process: intermembrane lipid transfer; ceramide transport. Lineage: Eukaryota; Metazoa; Chordata; Actinopteri; Labriformes; Labridae. Gene Ontology annotation, cellular component: membrane; cytoplasm; cytosol.
CCGGCUUCUUGUGAUGGUUCUCAGUUUGUGCUGAAGCCUUAAAGUUUCUUUUACCCGACAUGUGGCGAAAACCCAAAACUAACAUCAAUAAGUCGAUCCUACGAGCUGUCAUCUGGAUACUUCACCAAGUAUGGAUUCAGUAGGCAGGAGAGUGUCCAGAGCAUAGAGAUGGCUCUGCUAAUGGAGCACCAGUUCAGACAGCUGCCAGCUGACAGGCAGGUGGAAACAAGACCGUUUCUGGAGGCUGUGUCAUACCUUCCACCCUUCUUUGACUGCCUGGGCUCUACCAUUUUUGCACCAAUCAAAGCGGACAUUUCUGGAAACAUUCUAAAAAUCAAGGCCAUUUAUGACAGCAACCCAGGUCGAUUCAAGACACUCCAGCAGAUUUUGGAGGCAGAAAAAGAGAUGUAUGGAGCAGAAUGGCCCAAAGUUGGAGCAACACUGGCACUUAUGUGGCUAAAAAGGGGACUACGAUUUAUUCAAGUCUUCCUCCAGAGCCUGGCAGAAGGUGAAAAGGAUGAAAACAACCCAAACCUCAUUCGAGUUAAUGUCACUAAAGCUUACGAAAUCGCACUGAAGAGGUAUCAUGGCUGGUUGGUGCAACAGCUGUUCAAGGCAGCUCUUUAUGCAGCUCCAUAUAAGUCAGAUUUCCUGAAAGCACUCUCCAAGGGUCGAGAUGUCAAAGAAGAUGAAUGCUUGGAAAAGAUCAGAAAAUUCCUUGUUAACUUCACUGUCACAGUUGAUGCUAUUUAUGAGAUGUACAAUAAAAUGAAUGCUGACCUGGAUUAUACAGUGUGACUGCAGGACGCUCUGCUUUCCUCCAGUGAUCCAAAGUUUAUAGUCAUUUACAUUCUGUUGUCUGCAGCCUUACAUGGCUCUCCUCCAGAUCAGUAGACAGCUCACAGUGCUCACAUUUCUGAUACUCUGCUGCUUCACAUCCAGUGUUUGUGCACUUAACUUGUCUGUGUGCCUUUUCUGUUGUUUGACUCUGAAGUGAAGCAGAUGCAGAUUCAAACUCAGUAUUUCUUUGUUGAUUAUUCAAAGAGUUGCCCAUCUUUACAGGAACUACUGUUUAAAAGCAGCACUACUACAUUCAUCUAAAAUAGUUUAUAAGUGAUUAUACCAGGAGUGAAGCCAGGACUGACACAGAUAGAGAAAGUGAGACGUCAUUAUAUUUGAUGCACCACAUCAUAUCCCAUCAGUGCAUCAAACUGAAUGUUAUAUUCAUCUGUAUCUGCAAGUACAAACCCCAAUUUUAAUAAAGUUGAAUGCACAGAUAUUUAUUGUUCAACUAAAACACUUUAUUUAUGUAUGUUUUAAACAUGUUCCAAAAAAGUUGGGACACAUCCCAUUUAUCACUGUGUUCCAUCACCUUUUCUUCUAACAACUCUCUGUAAGCAUCUGGAGACUGAAGACUCUCAUAACCAAAGUAAAGAAAGUCAAAUUCUCUCCCCUGCUUGCUAGAUGUACACCUGUGGAUAAAAUUGUUGGUACCCUUCCGUUAAAGAAAGAAAAAUCCUAACUUUAAACCAACAAAAGUGAUAAUAAAUACAAAAUUACUGAAAAUUAACUUAUGAAAAUCAGACAUAGCUUUUGAAUGUAGGUUCAACAGAACAACAGACUAUUAAAACUGGCCUUGACAAAAAUGAUGGAAAAUCUAAACACUGGUGGUGGUGUUGAUGAGGGAUGCAGGAUCAGAUGAGUAGUAGACUUCUGAGAAGCUGGCCCAGGAAACCAAUGAGGUGGCUUGG